This is a messenger RNA of Caenorhabditis bovis, 1221 nucleotides long. The record is from the annotation of a GenBank genome assembly. NCBI's taxonomy places the organism in Eukaryota, Metazoa, Nematoda, Chromadorea, Rhabditida, Rhabditidae.
AUGCUCGACAUUUUGCUGGAGUACGCUCCGAACUGGACGGAUCCGCUAACAUGGCUCGUCGUCGUCGCGUUCGUGUUCGCCUUCUUCGUCUCCUAUGGAAUGGGCGCCAACGAUUCGUGCAACGAUUGGGGACCGGCGGUGGGCGCGGGAACCGUCAAACUCUGGCAAGCCUACGUCCUCUCGGCGAUUCUCAACGUGCUCGGAGCUGUCUUAUUAGGGUACAAAAUUGUCAAGAUCGUCGUCUCGUGGUUCAUCUCGCCGGUCAUCGCCGGAAUUUUCGCCGGCGGAAUGUACUACAUUGUCAAAUAUUCGGUGCUCAUCCGCAAGGACACAUUCAAAUGGGCCCUUCGCCUCUGCCCAAUAUUCAUGUGCUUCACGUUGGUCGUCAAUUUGUACGCUUGCAUUUUCGAUGGAUCCAAAUAUCUUGGUCUUGACAAGCUUAACUGGUGGGAAGCACUUCUACUCUCGGUUGCGAUCGGAGUCGCCGGAUGGGCUCUUCUCACGUUCCCGUUGAAGAAUUGGCUUCCCAACAGAGCUCGUCGUCUUUAUGAUGAGGAAACCAAAAAGAUCCAAAUUCGAUUGGAAUCUGGAAAACCGCCAAAAGGUCACAAGAUCAAGGACAUGCGCGAGCCAGACGUUCAGGAUAACAUUAAGGAUCUUCCAUGGUACCGCUAUUUCUGGGCUUAUGUCCCAGAGGAUCGUCUUACCAAGAAGGUGUUCAACACCCUUCAAAUCGUCUCCUCGUCGAUGCUGACCUUCACCCAUGGUGCCAAUGAUACCGGCAACACCAUUUCGCCACUCCUCGCUAUCUGGCUCUGCUACGAGUCGGGAUACGCGUUCGGAAACGCCGAGACGCGCGAUGACACCCAACUUCUUCUUGGCUAUGGAUCAUUCGCAAUGAUCUUCGGAUUCGUCACACUCGGCCAUCGAACCAUCAAGCUGCUCGCCCACGAGAUGACCAUCGAUAUGUCGCCGAUUUCGGGAUUCUGCAUCGAGGUCGGAACCGCUUUCACCGUGUUGGUGUGCGUGAAGUUCGGAAUCCCGAUCUCAUCAACGCAUUGCACCGUGGGAGCUGUGGUGUUCGUCGGAAUCGCCAAAUCGACAUCGGAAGGCGUCUCGUUUGCGACAUUCCGCAAAAUCUGCCUCUUCUGGCUUCUCUGCUUCCCAAUGUCGGCUGUCAUCGGAAUCGUCACCACCGUCAUCCUUCAGCAAUUCCUUUAA